AUGGAUACCAGAUCGGCACCCUUCCGAAAUGAACAUUUCACCCCAACUCCCAAACCAAGGGAUUUGGAAAUCAAUAGGCUUCCUCCUAGACCACCUCCAAGGAGAUAUCCAUCUCCACCAAUUCCAGCCCCAAGGAAUUUUCCACAGAUGCCAUCAUUUGGCAGGCAACACUUUCAAGCCAAUCCUUUCACCCAAACCAGACCUCAGUACCAGCCUAAUCCAUUCCAGGCACCCCCACGGCCUUGGGCUGCGAAACCAUUACCGAAACCCGAGCCGAUGGAUAUUGACCAGAGUAUGAGAACACACAAUGUGGACUAUGGUAACAGGCCACCAAUGAAUCUUAAAAGAAAUCUCAAAAAGCACGCUCAUCCUAUCGAUACCAUUUUUGAAGAUCGAACAGAAGAUCUCUAUAAUUACGAAUAUGAUUAUUACGACGAUUCAUAUCUAUAUUAUGAUAUGCAAUCACCGGCAGAACCAGAACCUAAAUUAGAUACGCAAGAACAAGAACCGCAGCAAGAUGAGGCUACAGCCACCCAUUUUUUAGAAUGGAACUCAAUAGAUACAGGAGCAAACAUUAACUUAAUCAAUCCAAAACUUGCCUGGGCCUACAAGGACAGCAGGCCGUAUGAUUUCAAUGCCGAAGGCAUCACUAGUGCUAACGACGAGGUAAAAAAGCAAAUCAGCAAACUCCUGGAAGAUGGUAUUAUUCGACCAUCUCGUUCAGCGUGGACGGCAUCAGUAUGGGUUGUACCAAAGAAACCCGAUGCCUCAGGAGAGAAAAAAUUCCGAAUGGUGAUAGACUAUCGGAAGGUGAACGAGAAGACAAUUCCCGAUAAAUAUCCAAUGCCCGAGAUUGGGUAUGUUUUAGAUCAGCUAAAGGGUCAAAAAUACUUGACCACCCUUGAUUUAGCGUCUGGAUUUCACCAGAUUAAAAUGAGGGAGAAAGAUAUCGAGAAAACGGCUUUCGCCAUCAACAACGGGAAAUAUGAGUUCACUCGAAUGCCGUUCGGCUUGAAGAACGCUCCUGCGAUCUUCCAGCGGGCAAUUGACGACGUGCUAAGAGAUCACAUAGGGAAAAUAUGCUAUGUGUACAUCGAUGACGUCAUCGUACUACUACUGCUAUUAUGUAUUCAACCAGACCAACUUCAAUCGACACAAGAUGUGACACUCGACUUGCGGGACGUAGGACGUCAACCAGUCAUGAUCUUCGAUCAAGGCGAGGCACGGAUCAAACUUGAUCACACAUAUUACAUUCAUCACUUCAAUCUAACGACUAUUAGAAUGCAAGUAAAAAGCCUUAGAGAUCAGUUUGAAAACUUUAGCAGAAAUCAAUUUUCCGACUUAAUAAUAGAAAAAUUUAACGAAAUAGAUUUUGCAUUAAAAAGCAUAGACCCUAUCAGACGUCAUAAACGUUGGGAUAGCUUAGGCACAGUUUGGAAAUUUAUAGCUGGCAGUCCAGAUGCCAAUGAUUUGAGAAUCAUCAAUUCUACCAUAAAUAAUUUAAUUAUGAACAAUAAUGAGCAGAUCAGGAUUAACCGUGAGAUAAACCUACAAUUGAAGGAAGCAAUGUUUGAAACGAAAAAGGCAAUCAAUCUGUUUAACACAAGAUCAGCCGAAACUUAUUCCACUAAGAUUUUAUUUCAUUUAAAGUACUUAUCAAAGAAAUUGAACCAGAUAAUUGAUACAAUCUUGUUAGCUAAAUUAGGAAUAGUAAACGAAAAAAUUCUGAGCCAACGUGAAAUCGAUAUUUUAAUCAAUGAUUUAGCUAGGGAAAAUAUAACGGUUCAUACUGCUCUGGAGGCAAUGAAUUAUGCGACGACAUCAGUGGCAACGAACAGUUUGGAAAUUGCACUCAUAAUAAAAAUGCCAAAACUCGACCCGAGAAUAUUCAACAAAAUACGUCUAUACCCAAUCAUUCACAAAAAUAAGCAAAUUCAUAUAGAUCAUCGAUUUUAUCUAACUCACAAAGACGAGAUUUACUCCAUAAACUCAGUCGAACCUACUAUAUUCGACGCAAACGAAAUCAAUUUGGACAAUUCAACCUGCAUACCGAAGCUAUUGAAAGGAGAACAGGCAACUUGUAAUUUUACCACCAACCCAGUUGAAGAAGAAAUUAUCUUUCUAGACAACCAACACUUGUUCAUAAACACUAUGAAAAAUUUCACCCUUUCAUCAAAUUGUGGCCUAACAAACAGAAACCUGACCGGAGCAUUCAUCGUUUUCUUCAGAAAUUGUCAGUUAUACAUCAAUAAUGUUUUAUAUAGCUCAAGAGUGAAAACCUUACCGGGAAACCCAAUACAACUACCCCUAGACGGAAUCGAUGUGAAUAUGCAUCAAGAGAUUCUAAACAUCAGCCUGGACCAUUUACAUAAACUCCAUCUGGAAACGAGGAAGGAGCUGGAUGUUAUCCGGCUAUCAACGAACAGUAUAAAGUGGCCAACAUUAUCCAUUUUCGGGGGAAUUAUGUCCCUACCUAGCUUAAUCGGUAUAGCAUUUCUCCUUAGAUUUCUCAUCCAUAGAUCAGCUACCAUAAACAUACAACCUGCAGCCAGGAUCACAACAGUCGAAGAUCCAGUACCAGACAUCCAACCUAACAUUAGACGUUUGACAAUCAGAGAAGUGAUUCGUACGGAACCUCAUCUCUCAGGAAGGACGAGUUAACGAUGAAGCCACGCGACUCAGGUGCUGCCGUCGAAGUUCCUCGAGACAACCAGCAAAAAUCGCAAUCGCCAAGCUAGGCAUUUUUGUUAGACGACGACAAGGUGCGACCCAAUCGAUGGCAACGUGUGACCGGAUGGAUGGCACCACCGCGAGGAUUGUAGAGUUAGCAGUAUUGAACUGUAGUUAGGGCUAAUUAAUUGAAAUAAAUUCAUUCGAGGUGGAACGGUA
Messenger RNA from Topomyia yanbarensis, 2889 nucleotides. RefSeq lists its product as uncharacterized. Lineage: Eukaryota; Metazoa; Arthropoda; Insecta; Diptera; Culicidae. The record is from RefSeq and is a predicted model, not a curated record. Bases 1 to 2661 code for a protein of 886 amino acids. The transcript has 4 exons.